Messenger RNA from Periconia digitata, 3144 nucleotides. NCBI's taxonomy places the organism in Eukaryota, Fungi, Ascomycota, Dothideomycetes, Pleosporales, Periconiaceae. The record is from the annotation of a GenBank genome assembly.
UCGCAAUCAAUCAAUCAAUCCCACCUCAGCCGUACACCCCUCUCCCGCUUCAGUUUUCCCCGCCACACCGAGGGCAACGGCGAACGGCGAAAGGCGCAUACACGCCGAAAAAGCAUGGAGAAUGCCUAUAACAAGACACCCUCGGAGGUGUUGAACGAGUUUGGUGUCACAGAGGCAAAAGGCUUGUCGCAACAGCAGGUCGAAAGCUCGCGGAAAAAGCAUGGCUCAAAUGCACUUGCUGAAGAGCCACCCACACCCAUCUGGCAGCUGAUUCUCGAGCAAUUCAAGGACCAGCUCGUCAUCAUCCUGCUGGCAAGCGCCGCCGUCAGCUUCGUCCUCGCCCUGUUUGAAGGCGGCGACGAUUGGACCGCCUUCGUCGAUCCGGCCGUUAUCCUCACCAUCCUGAUCCUCAACGCCGUCGUCGGUGUAUCCCAAGAAACUAGCGCCGAAAAGGCUAUUGCCGCCCUCCAAGAAUACUCCGCAAACGAGGCAAAGGUCAUUCGUGAUGGCACUGUCAAGCGCAUCAAGGCCGAACAGUUGGUGCCUGGCGACAUCGUCUCCGUCGCCAUUGGUGAUAGAAUCCCCGCCGAUUGCAGGAUUUUGACCAUUCAGAGCAACAGCUUCAACAUCGAUCAAUCCAUCCUCACGGGAGAAAGUGAAAGUGUCUCCAAAGAUACAAAACCUGUCAAGGAUGCAAAUGCUGUCAAGCAGGAUCAGAUCAACAUGUUGUUUUCGGGAACCACCGUCGUUACCGGUCACGCAACAGCCGUCGUGGCCUUGACUGGCGCCAACACCGCCAUUGGAGACAUUCACGAUAGCAUCACGUCCCAGAUCUCGCAACCCACGCCUUUGAAACAGAAGCUGGACGACUUUGGUGACAGUUUGGCAAAGGUCAUCACCGUCAUCUGUGUCUUGGUCUGGCUUAUCAACAUUCGCAAUUUCAACGAUCCCUCCCACGGCAGUUUCGCAAAGGGUGCCAUUUACUAUCUCAAGAUCGCUGUCUCGCUGGGUGUUGCUGCUAUUCCUGAAGGUCUCGCCGUAGUUAUUACUACGUGCCUGGCUCUGGGAACUAGGAAGAUGGCUGCAAGGAACGCCGUUGUCCGAAGCUUGCCCUCCGUAGAGACCCUUGGAAGCUGCAGCGUGAUUUGCUCGGACAAGACUGGCACUCUGACCACCAACCAAAUGAGUGUAAACAAGAUUGUUUUCGUCGCCGAGGAUGGCAAGUCGCUUGAUGAGUUCGACGUGGAGGGAACCAGCUUCGCCCCCGAGGGUCAGGUUUCUUUCAACGGUCAGGCCAGGGAAAAUCUGGCAGCCUCUUCCGCUACGAUCAAACAAAUCUGUGAGGUAACGGCGCUCUGCAACGAUUCGUACCUGAGCAUUGACCCCAAGUCUGGAGCCCACGCUUUGAUUGGUGAACCCACCGAAGGUGCCCUGCGCGUUCUGGUCGAGAAAGUCGGCACUCCUGAUCAAAGCUACAAUGCGAAGCGAAGUGCCCUUGCUCCCGCCGACUCUCUCCACUACUCCAGCAAGUACUACGAAAACCAGUAUCAACGCCAAGCCACUUACGAGUUUUCUCGCGACCGCAAGAGCAUGUCUGUUUUGGUAAAGAGCGGAAACUCGCAAAGGCUGCUUGUCAAGGGUGCUCCCGAAUCUGUUUUGGAUCGCUGCACUUCCGUGGUUGUCGGUCAGAAUGGCAAAAAGGUUCAGCUCACCAAGCACAUGCAACAGAUCCUCAACCAGGAAAUCGUCGAUUACGCUAAAGCCGGACUUCGUAUCCUUGCCUUGGCUACAGUGGACGACAUUGGUUCAAACCCGCACUUGAAAUCGGCCAAAACCAGCAAAGACUACAUCGGCCUUGAGCAGAAUAUGACUUUGGUUGGUCUUGUUGGUAUGCUGGAUCCUCCCCGCCCUGAGGUGCAGGCUUCCAUUGCCAAGUGCCGUUCCGCUGGUAUCAGAGUCAUUGUCAUCACUGGAGAUAACCAGAACACCGCUGAAACCAUCUGUCGCCAAAUCGGCGUUUUCGGUCAGGACGAAGACGUCACUGGAAAGAGCUUCACUGGUCGCCAAUUCGACGAUCUCAGCGAAGCCGAGAAGAUGAAGGCCGCCAAAUCUGCUUCCCUCUUUUCCCGCGUUGAACCUAGCCACAAGCAGAAGCUUGUCGAUCUUCUCCAACAGGCCGGUGAAGUCGUUGCCAUGACUGGUGAUGGCGUCAACGAUGCUCCUGCCCUCAAGAAAGCUGACAUUGGUGUUGCCAUGGGUUCUGGAACUGACGUUGCCAAACUCGCCGCUGACAUGGUCUUGGUGGACGACAACUUUGCAACCAUCGAGGGUGCUGUCGAAGAGGGUCGUUCCAUCUACAACAACACCCAACAGUUCAUCCGCUACCUCAUCUCAUCCAACAUCGGCGAAGUCGUUUCCAUCUUCCUGACAGCUGCCGCGGGGAUGCCCGAAGCACUUAUUCCUGUUCAACUGCUCUGGGUCAAUCUCGUUACUGAUGGCCUUCCUGCUACUGCUCUGUCCUUCAACCCUGCCGACAACGACAUCAUGAAGCGACAGCCUCGUAAGCGUGAUGAAGCUCUCGUCGACGGUUGGCUGUUCUUCCGCUAUAUGGUCAUCGGCACCUAUGUUGGCGCCGCCACCGUUGCUGGGUACGCCUGGUGGUUCAUGUUCUACUCGGAGGGCCCUCAAAUCAGCUUCUACCAGCUACGACACUUCCACCGCUGCUCUACCCAGUUCCCUGAAAUUGGCUGCCAAAUGUUCUCCAAUGACUCCGCCAAAGCCGCCUCUACGGUCUCGUUAUCCAUCUUGGUCGUCAUUGAGAUGCUCAACGCCAUGAACGCUCUCUCAUCGUCGGAAAGCUUGCUCACCCUGCCCCUUUGGAAGAACAUGAUGCUUGUAUACGCCAUUUGCCUGUCCAUGGCUCUCCACUUUGUGCUUCUCUACGUUCCUUUCCUCCAGGGUCUCUUCAGUGUAGUACCUUUGAACUGGGACGAGUGGCAGGCGGUCUUGGUCAUCAGCGCGCCUAUCAUUUUUGUCGACGAGGCUCUCAAAUCAGCCGAACGCAAGUACUUCAUGAAGAAGACAUUCAACAGACAGCCCGUGGGUGAAUCAAACGGCAAAUCGGUCAGGCCGAAGAAGGAGUAG